GGUGGGUGUGUCCAAGAGACGACGGGGAAGAAGAGGUCAAAUCAGUCGCUUUUUAAAAGAUGCCAAACGUGGGAACUUCACUCGGAUAAAAGUCUCAAGUUGCAACUACAACAACAACAUAAAGUUGAAGCGGAGGCGCUUAAAAGUAUCUGCCGGCUGCGGUGGUGCAAGUGGCGCCUUUCAGUCGCAGACUGCUGGUUAAGUCUUGGGAGGAGAGGCCGCCAUGUUUCAGUCGGUGCCGCGUCGUCUGCCCGGCGAGGUCGGGGUCAGGACGCUCAGGCUGCGGAGUUUGGGGUUGUUCCGGCAGGAGGAAGGCAGGGGCUCGUCUCCCUGGCUGGGCAGGGCCACAGGCCUGCUGCUGUCCACCCUCCAAAGGGCGGCGGUCCUGGUCCGGGAGACUACAAGAUGCGGACAAAAGAGGAAGGGACUGCUGUCCAUAUUCGUGGACCAUUGUAGUUUUUUGACCGGCCAGAGGCUGCGGCGCGCGUGUCGGAUCGGCGAGCUCUACUCCAACUUGUACUCGGAGAGGACCAGGUGGACCCUGGUGGGGAGCAUAUGGCGUCGGUUGCAGAGCAAGCACCCUCCGACAGGUCGGCUGAUGGCGGCCCUGGCGGGCGUCUUCAUGUGGGAGCAUGAGAAGAUUCAAGAUGAGGAGAUACUCAGGUGUGGACUCGAGCUAGAGGCGCUGGACAUGGUGAAGAGUCAAAAGCACAAAGCUGCAGGCUCCACCGGCGAACACGUGGAUGUGGGCUGGGAGGCGGUGAUGGAGAAGAAAGACUUCAAAGUGUGGAAGAGACCCAUCCCUGACAGUCACCUGUACGAGUACAGAGUGUUGGGCUCCUACAGCGACAUCACACCAAGACAGUUUUUCAACGUGCAGUUGGACACGGACUACAGGAAGAAGUGGGACGCGCUUGUCAUCAAACUGGAAGUGGUGGACCGAGACGUCAACACGGGCUCAGAGGUGGUCCACUGGGCCACGCACUUUCCUUACCCCAUGUACUCCAGAGACUACGUCUAUGUGCGGCGCUAUGACGUGGACCUGGACAACAACCUGAUGAUCUUGGUGUCCAGAGCUGUGCAGCAUCCCAGAGUUCCAGAGUCUCAGGACUUUGUGAGAGUUCACACGUACCAGUCCAAGAUGGUCAUCCGCCCGCACACGUCCUUUGACGAGAAUGGCUUCGACUACUUGCUGACUUACAGUGACGACCCCCAGACCGCCUUCCCUCGUUACUGUGUCAGCUGGAUGGUGUCCAGUGGCAUGCCGGACUUUUUGAACAAGCUCCACACCGCAGCUCUGCAGGCCAGGAACUUGGAGGUGGGCGUGUUCGACUACGCCAGCGUCAUCAAAAGCAGCGACUCGGGCCGCAAGCAGACCCAGGAGCGAUUGGCCGCAGAGAAAAACCACGCCGGGGGUCCUGGUCAGAUGUACGCUUGAGCCUACACUGACAUGGAGAAGACAAGUGGAUUUGUCCAGAUGAAACCCUCCAAAAACCCAAACACUUUGGGUUUGUUUGUGUGAAGAUUUUUUGUUUUGUUUUUGUAGAAGAAAAAAGAAGAAUGGACUUGGGCACUGCCCUUAACGCCAAUGUGUGUGUGUGUGUGUGUGUGUGUGUGUGUGUGUGUGUGUGUGUGUGCGGUAACACUGGUCCGAGGGAGAGGAGACGGCCAAAUUGUUCAUGUUCUUGUGUUAUGACUGUGCUGUGGCAAAGCGGACUAAAAAGACAAGACGUACGGACAAAUGGUGGAUGUGCUUUUGCAGUAUUGACCAUAGAACAUGGCUGAUUCAUCUCUGCACUGACUCAUGAAGGACUGGGGUCUCAAGAUUGGUUGCUUUUCCACGUCUAUGCAGAAGAUUAACUCGGGAUAUGACGGCAACUUUUAGGGCUCUUGUGAAGCCAAAAGCCGACCUUGUACAGCGUGUCUUCUAACAACCAUCGAAAUCCUCACACAUGCACUUCUAAAUGUAUGUUUUCUUUUUUUUUAGUCACGUCGAAAUGAAAAAAGGUUAAUCCAUUUCAAUUGCAGCAAACAAGCAUCUCAUACAGACUUUGUUGUUACGGUCCCUGUUGUACAUUAUUCCAAAAAAAACCACCUGGAUGAUCUAAAUCGUGCUAACUCUGUGCUGUAAUUCUGAUGCUUUUUCUUGCUAAAUCAUUGACAUCCUUUUUCUGAAUGUACGAAUAACACCACAUGCUGUGGAGUUCAAGUUGCCUCUGAACAAUAAAGACACGUUUACAACCUGACAAUGUGACACACA
Entelurus aequoreus (snake pipefish) is the source of this 2260-nucleotide messenger RNA. Its product is annotated as stAR-related lipid transfer protein 7, mitochondrial-like. Gene Ontology annotation, molecular function: lipid binding. The transcript is spliced from 9 exons. Bases 224 to 1438 code for a protein of 404 amino acids. The record is from RefSeq and is a predicted model, not a curated record. NCBI's taxonomy places the organism in Eukaryota, Metazoa, Chordata, Actinopteri, Syngnathiformes, Syngnathidae.